Morone saxatilis (striped sea-bass) is the source of this 1519-nucleotide messenger RNA. Its product is annotated as hepatoma-derived growth factor-related protein 2-like. Lineage: Eukaryota; Metazoa; Chordata; Actinopteri; Moronidae. Gene Ontology annotation, biological process: regulation of transcription by RNA polymerase II. The record is from RefSeq and is a predicted model, not a curated record. Gene Ontology annotation, molecular function: double-stranded DNA binding; transcription coregulator activity. Gene Ontology annotation, cellular component: nucleus.
GUCACCUCCCGCCGGAGAACAUCGUCCCUUACAUCGGCAACAAGAUGAAGUACGGCAGCGGCGUUCGCAUCAAAGGCUUCGCCGAGGGAAUGUGGGAGAUCCAGAACACGCCGGGAGUCGGGAGCAAAGUCAAAGUACCAGCACCGACCAACAAACAAACCACACCCCCUAAAUCGACCUCUGCAAAUAAAGCUCCACCUGCCAAACUGACCGCCGCUGUUAAAGCUACGCCUGCCAAACUGACCUCUGCGAAGCCCGACAGUAAACCUGCUGCUGCUGCUAAAACUCCUACCAGAUCUUCGUUAAGAUCCGCUCCAGAGAAAACAACAGACUCGGGGCAGAUUUCUAAACAGGCUCCGACUUCCAAAGACGUCGCCCCGACAGAUUUGUCCGGGACUGUUGCGAAUACGAGGAGCAGAAGGGCAGCUGCUAGUGUCGCCCCGUCUGCUAACACCACUCCUACAGACAGUAAGGAGGCAGCAGCAACAACGGCGAAAACAAGAACUCCGUCCAAACCGGCUGAGAAACCGACUCCUGCAGACGCUGCAGACAAUAAACCGGCUGAAACAAGAACUACGAGAAGAUCUGCGGCUGAGAAGAAAACUCCAGACUCCAAACGAGCUACUGAGAAGGUUGAAUUAUCAUCAACUUCCACCACUACAGAUACUGAAGAGGCUACAAGCGCCGUCACUACCAGGAGCAAAGUAUCCGUGUCCAAGGAUGUCGCUGAGCAGAACAAGAGGAGGUCUUCUGCUGGUCCUGCUGUCGCUCCAGUCGGCAAGAAACUGAAGACGACAGAAUCAAAGUCUGCGCCGACACAAAUGUCCAAGAACAACAGAGGAAAGAAAGAACAGGAGGAGGAGGAAGAGGAGGAGGAGGAGGAGGAAGAGGAGGAGUCAUCAGAGAGACAGGGAGUCAAGACGAGAAGAGAACAGAAGGAGGUGCAGAAGAAGAAAAGUCAGGACGGCAGCAAAGGAAAGAAAGAAGAGACAUCAGAGAGCAAAGGAACAAAGAGUAAAGAGGAGGAGAAAGGGAAGAAAAUAAAGCAGGACGAAGGUGCGGAAGGAAAGAAGUCAGCAGAGAGCCGAGGGAUAAAGACGAGGAGGGCGGAGAAAGAGGAACAGAAGGAGGAGGAGGCGAAGAAAGCUAAACAAGAUGGAGAGGAAAAGAAAGAGGAGAGGACGAGGAGAGAAACUCGGUCGGAGAGCGAAGGAAGAAAAAGAGAAAAGGAGGUUUCAGAAGAGAGCCGGGGAACAAAGAGGAAGAGGGAGGAAGAGAUGAAGAGAACAAAGGAGGCUGGAGAGGAAGGAAAGAAAGAUGAGAAGACUGAUGAUGAGGAGGAGAAGGAGGGCAGUUCUGUGGACAAGGAGCGACAGCGCCACCUGGCGGCCAAGAGGGAGAGUUUACUGAAAUCUCUGAAAGGUCUGCUCAAAGCCGGGAGAGUAACGAGGAGGAGGGAGGCGAUGAAGAGCUUGCAGUAAGACACACACACACACACACCACACCACACACACACACA